Ornithodoros turicata is the source of this 1376-nucleotide messenger RNA. Its product is annotated as ribosomal RNA processing protein 1 homolog A-like. Gene Ontology annotation, biological process: rRNA processing. NCBI's taxonomy places the organism in Eukaryota, Metazoa, Arthropoda, Arachnida, Ixodida, Argasidae. Gene Ontology annotation, cellular component: nucleus; preribosome, small subunit precursor. The transcript has 8 exons. The record is from RefSeq and is a predicted model, not a curated record. Bases 143 to 1315 code for a protein of 390 amino acids.
GGCAGUGCAAGCGGUACUUUGAGCGGUAUCGAUACAAGCCAUUCAUGGCCGCCUGGUGUAACAGUAGCGUGACAGCGUGACAGUUACCUAGAAAUAAGGAUAGUAGCGUGUUUGUAAUAGAACCGCAAACAGUACCCUGAUAAUGCCAGUGGCAGAAGAAGUUAAUUUUGCCUAUCACCUGGCUUCUAAUGAGCCAAAUGUGCGUCGUAGAGCAGUAUCCAAGCUGAUGAAAUGGAUCUCCACAAAGUCUGUGCACGUGAAGACGGGAUUUACAGAAGAGCCUAUGAUGAAGCUAUGGAAGGGUCUUUUCUACUGCAUGUGGAUGACAGACAAGCCUCUCGUUCAACAAGAAAUGGCAGGUAGCAUAUCAGCCCUGAUCCACAGCUUCAGAUGUCAAGAACAGACACUCAUGUUCAUUGAUGCUUUCUACAAGACAAUGGCCCACGAAUGGUUCGCUAUUGACCGAUAUAGGCUUGACAAAUUCAUGAUGCUGGUGCGUCGAUUCUUCCGCCAGAGCCUGGUGUUCACUUGCAGGGAUGGAUGGACAGACGAAGGUAUCCAGAGCCUCAAUGCUUGCCUCAGCAAGACUGUGUUGCAUCCAAGCAGUGAGGAUACUCCUGUAGGGUUGAAGACACACAUUGCCGAUAUUUUUCUCCAAGAAUUGGCUAGAGUGCAUGGACAUGAGCUGACAGCAGAGCAAGCGAUGCUGUUCCUAGAGCCUUUUUUCAAGAUCCUAGUUAAAACACCAAGCGUAGUCCUGAGGAGAUCGGUGCGGGAUAGCAUCUUCCACUUGAUAAUUGACCUGGAUCCAGGUACUUCAGGACAAGCAGCAGAUGGGGCAUCUGACGAGGAUGAGGAGGAACUGGAAGAGGAUACAAUGCAGGGAAUGAACAGUGACAGCGAAGAAGAACAUUACGAGGAUGGCAAACUUAUGGGGAAUGAUGAGACAAGCAUGGACCUUCCUGCAGUUCCUUUUGACUACGAGAUGAUUGCAAGUCGUUUCGUUGAAUGCAGCAAGAUAAAGAAGAUGAAGGCUCCUAACCGUAGCAUAAUUGCAAAUCUUGUGAAGAAAUUUUGGGAGCUCUCGCAAGGUGUUAAUCCACUACACAACAUCGACGAAGACAGUGGUAGCGAAUUGGAAAUUACGGACAGUGACAUUACAGAAGCUGCACAGAGGUUGAAGGACGAAGAAGAGAAGGAGCUGAUGAUGGAGAGAGAAGAGGUCACGAAACUAGCCCAUGCUUCGGCAACUGCGGCAUCCUGGCUGGGUGACUGUACCUGUCGAGGCUUGAGUAGAGUUGGCUGGCAAAGCUGACUGGUAUGUUCACAUAUUCACGAUAGUAAAAUCACAGCAUUUGAUUCUCGUGGCACUUUCA